Messenger RNA from Brugia malayi, 918 nucleotides. RefSeq lists its product as uncharacterized. Bases 1 to 918 code for a protein of 305 amino acids. NCBI's taxonomy places the organism in Eukaryota, Metazoa, Nematoda, Chromadorea, Rhabditida, Onchocercidae. The transcript has 6 exons. Gene Ontology annotation, molecular function: palmitoyltransferase activity. The record is from RefSeq and is a predicted model, not a curated record.
AUGCAAUAUAAACAGAAUCGUCUUCAUUGUGAUGGUGUUAUCAAACAUAUGGAUAUGCUUGAAGACUUUACCGGACGACUCAGAGAAAUUCUACCAUCCGAAACACAAGAUCGGAUAGCGAUGUUCAUUUUAUUCAUACUUUUACCACUUGGAUUUCUGUUCGAGAUAUUCGCGAUAUUACCGACUGAGCAUGAAGUAAUGUCGAAGGGAUGGAAUUUAAGAGUUGGUAUAUUGAUGCUGUUUGGGUUAAAUGCAUUUGCUAAUGUGUACAAAGUUAUAUCUGUUGGACCAAAUGGUAAUUGCUCAGAUUUGCCAGCAGUACAAAAGCAUGGUUAUCGAUUUUGCUAUAACUGUCAGCUAAAUGAGCCUCCACGAUCGCAUCACUGUCCAGUUUGUGACAGAUGUGUAUUUCGACGAGAUCAUCAUAGUUCGUUUGUCGCCGUAUGUGUUGGGCACUUUAAUCAGCGUUAUUACAUUAGUGCUAUUUGCAGUUUAUGGAUUAUAUCCCUUACUGUGUUAAUGUGGAAUUGGUCAUUUAUGUGGACGUCACUCGGUGGUUUUUCACCAUUACAACUGUGGGAAUUGAUAGUGCCUCACUUGGCACUAAUCUUUCGCAUCAUCAGUUUUUCUCAGUUUUUAUGUGUAAUGACCUUUAUCUUUUCGUUUACUGUAUUCGUCUUUCUAUGUUAUCUGAUUACAGCUCAGCUUUUUUGCCUUUACCGAGGGCAAACACGCAUGGAAUAUCUUAUGGAUGUACAUGCGUAUAAUCUGGGAUUUAUGGAAAACGUACGUCAAGCUAUGGGUAGACGUUGGUUUAUAGCACUGUUAAUGCCGUUCAUUUCUUCACCACUUGAUUCUGAUGGUCUUUCAUAUCCAACACGUGAAUCCAAGCCACUGAAUGAUAUGAAGACUAUGUGA